Amphimedon queenslandica is the source of this 2544-nucleotide messenger RNA. RefSeq lists its product as uncharacterized. The annotation marks the transcript as partial. The record is from RefSeq and is a predicted model, not a curated record. Lineage: Eukaryota; Metazoa; Porifera; Demospongiae; Haplosclerida; Niphatidae. The transcript has 6 exons.
AUGUAUAGUGUAAAAGAUAUACUGUCUGCUAUUGACAAAGGAGAAGAGUUUUUAGUAAAGUCUGAUGGUACUAAAGGUGAAAAGGUGAAGGAGAUCCUACCUGAUGAAUCAUUAUUAGACAAUAGUAACCAUUCACUAUUAGGAGGACGUAAUAUUAAGGAAUUAAUUGAAGAAUCCAAUACACCAUUAACUACAACAAUAGGUACUAGAAGUACUGAAGCUGAUGAGAUUGAUAUAAAAAAAAUAGAAAAAUGGCUGGAAGAAGGUGAAGUUGAGCUAAAAGUCACUCGUAUCAAUAUGCAUGGUGCACCUGGAGCUGGUAAAACAUGUUCACAACACCUCCUACUUAAUGAGCCACCACCUGAGAAACUCACUGACAGUACACCAAUAGCUUGUCCUGCUGUUCAGGCAACAAGAAUAUCCAUUGACGGUAAAAAUAAAUGGAAGAGGGUUGAUAUUGAAGAUAUACUUAAUCAACUAGCAUCUCAUUUAGAAGAGACACAGAAUAAAAUGAAAAUAUCUACAGAAGCACCAAUGCUUAAGGGUGAUGUGUCUGGCUUGGAUAAACCGCUGGAAGAACCAACUGAGAAUAAUCCAACCAAAAAUGAACCAUUCCAGGAUGAGCUAACUGAGAAUAAGCCAACUGAGAAUAAGCCAACUGAGAAUGAACGAUUUAAAAAUGAACUACCUGAAAAUAAGCCAACUGAGAAUGAACCAACUAAAAAUGGAUCAUUGAAGAAGAAACUGGCCGAAGUAGUUUAUAAAAUUGAAAAUGCUCGUGUGACUGGAAACUUCAAAACAUUCACUACAAAUUGGGUUUAUUUUAUUGAUUCCGGUGGUCAACCAGCAUAUCGAGAGUUACUACCUCUUUUUACAAGAGCAGCUGCACUGAAUAUUAUCACCAUUGAUCUUACCAAAGGUCUUGAUGAGAAGUGCAAGUUUCAAUAUCGUAUUAGUCAAAAUUUGUCUCCUAUUAAAACAGACCUGAAAUAUUCUAAUUGUGAUAUAAUACGCUCAACAAUUAGCUCCGAAGCUAUGUUGAAUCACAUUAAAAUUCCUUAUGUAUCUGACAUGCCUGAACCCUCUCAUUAUUUUGUACUUGGUACACGUAAAGAGUUGAUAACUGAGGAAAAGCUACAAGAAAUGAAUGAAUGUCUGAUAAAUAGCUCUAAUGUAGACCUUAAAAAUGUAAUUCAAAAGAAAAAAGACUUGAUUAUAUUUCCAGUUAAUACGUUGCUCCCUGCUGGAUCUAAAGAAAGAGAAGAAGCUAGUGUAAAGCUUUGUUCUGCAGUUUCAAAUUGUGCAGUUGAAAUGACAAUUGUGCUACCAAUUCGAUUGUUCACUUUUGAGAUUGCAUUACAGAUGGAAGCUAAGGAGAAGGAACGAAGUUUUUUUACAAGAGAAGAAGUAAUUGAGAUCGGUAAGUCUUGCCGACUUGAUAAACAAAUAGAUAUUGAUAACGCUCUGCAAUAUUUACACAAUGUUACUAUUAUUCUUUAUUUUCAUGAAAUCCUACCAAACAUAAUAUUUGUUGAUCCUAAACCAAUUCUUGACGUCCUUUCUCAUCUAAUAGCGAUCACAUACGUUGACCAUACUGAUCUACAUUUGGUUGCAGACCCACCUCCUUCAUCUGAUAAAAAAAAUAAUCUCAGAAACUUUGGCUUUUUUAACGAAGAUAUUUUAAAAAUUAUUGGUAAGAAAAUUUUUAUACAUGAUAAUUUUAAAACAUCUCACAUGAUCAAGCUUCUGAAACACCUCCACAUCAUUGCUAAAGUUGAAAACAGAAAAGAAGGAGACUAUUUUUUUCCAUGUGCAUUACCAUCUUGUGAUAAGCUCAUUCCUGCCCCAACAGAAAUACAACCACUUCUCAUAGCAUGGGAGAUUAACAAUAGUGGAACAACAACUCUAGCCAUCCCUCAAGGAUUAUUUCCUUUAACCAUUGUACACCUUUUAGAGAGAGAAGAUGUUGAUUUCAGUCCAAUAGGCAAAGACUAUUAUAGAUAUCAUGAUGCUAUGUCACUUCGUGUUUACAAAGACUACACUAUAGAUAUCAUCAAUCGCUGUACACAUAUCGAAAUACAUUUUGAUGGUUGCAAGGAAUUUUGUCCUCAAAUUUGUGAAUUAGUCACAGACACUAUCAAAAAAAGCAGCAAAGGUCUUAACAUAAAUGAUGAUCAUAUUUUUGCAUUCAAAUGCUCAGUAGACGAACAAUGUUACUGCAUUGUCCAAGAAGAUAAAUCUUCUACCAGAUGUACUCAAUGUCGAUCACACUGUAAAGUACUACAAGGUGAUGAUGAUAGCUAUAGAUGUUGGUUUAGUAAUCUUCAAUUACCUAGUCCAGGAGCUGAAGCAUCAUUAGAAAGUCCACCUACUACAAGACCCACAGUACAACCCACUGGAUUAUUAGAUACUAGUAAUCUUAUUGAUGUACUUGAUGUACUGGGUGAUCAUGGAUAUUCUGGUGUCAGUUAUUAUAAACUUGGUCUUCGUCUUGGACUACUCCCUGGCACACUUGAUGUUAUUAAGGAAAAUAACAAAGGAGAU